UAUAACGUAGGAAUAUAGAGAUGUUUCGUGAAUAUAUUGCUCUCCUUUAUUGAUGACACAAGCGCCGUGAUUAAAUCUACGUCUAUGACCUACGAUUGGGUUGUUGUGAUGAUGUUUGCUGCGCGCAUCACAUCUCCAAACACAGAUUGAGUGCGUCUGUUAUUUUUGGUAAAUGCUUUCUUUUGACGGCCGUGUCAGUUAAUUGGCACAGGUGAGCAAUUGUGUAGACUUGGUUGCGAAAGAAAUGCAAGAGUAUUUUUUUCCCAAUCCGUCUUCUGUAGCCCCCAACCCUGCAUAGCAACUGUGCGCACAAUUCACGCACAGUGGAUUUGUGAGCCAACCAUUCCGAGCUUCAGUGUGACGUCCUAUUUGUUGACACUUUCAUUAGCUAGCCACCUGUGAAACGUCAUUGCAGCAGAGACAUCGCCACCCACCAACGUAGCCACGUUUUCUGCCUAGAAACACCGCUGGCUAAUCGGAACAGCAAGACAGAAGAAUCCCGUGGGCCGGGGCAGCAACGCGGGGUGUUUUUUUCAUGCCAAGUAGAGGGAGGGAUGGAGGACGGGCAGAGCCAACCGCAGACUCGGCUGCCUGGUGAGAGUGGGCACGCUGGCUGUCAUCAGUGUCAUCACCCCCAAGAAGCCAAUAACACGGACGCUCGUCCAGACGCGGAAGUGACAGUGGCGGUGACAGCCACCACCUCCCAGCAGCAUCAGCAGCAGCAGCAGGAGCAGCAGGAGCAGGAGCAGCAGCAGGAGCAGCAGCAGGAGCAGCAGCAGGAGCAGCAGCAGCAGUCAGCCCCCGAGCUCCCCCAGUACAGGAUGGGAUCCAAGAGUGUGGAUGACAUGCGCUUCAUGAUCUCAUGCACCAACUGGUAUUAACCUUUAAAACCCUUUUGAGGAGUACCAUCACAAAUAUGUGAUUAGAAUUUUGCCCAAAUUUUUGAGUUCUCAUUAUGAUGUCAUAAGGACUUUGCAAGAUUUUUUAACACAGACUUCUAUGGGAGUUGUAGAGUGUUCAAGUGAAAUUCUAGAAGAACCUGGGGAAAGUCCUUACUCCUCAAAGGGUUAAGAGUGUGGGCAUUUGAACAUUCUAUGAAAAAGAAUGCGUUGUAUAACAAUGCAAGACUCUAGAAUUCCAAAUUGUAUUGUAUGGUGCCCAGAAUUCUAUAAAAAUGUCACUUCCCAAACAGUCCCGUCACACCGGUGUGAAGAUGCACUCUUAAAGGUUUUAAUAAAUCCCUUUGAGGAGUACAAUCACGCAACCUGAUCAGAAUUUUAUCAGAAAUGUUGAGCUCCCUCUGACUGCUUAUGUCACAAAAUACUCUGGUUUUUUUAACACCAGAGUUCCACAGAAUGAGUGGAAUGCUGGAGUAAAAUUCUGGAAAGACCUUACUCCUCAAAGGGUUAUAUGCACGUUACACGGACGCAUUUUGGUCAUUCUAUGAAACGUUUGCCGCUCUCUAACAAUUUGGCACUAUACGUGGAAUGUCAAUCUAUUUAAUGGAACGCCACACUAUUCUUUAGGAUGUUCAUCCUCCCUGCCAGCAUUCUCUUCACGCUGGUGUGACAGGUACACCCUUGAUACUGUAGUGGGUGAAAGGUCAGGUGAGGACCUUAGUUGCCAUGGAGCCUCUCUGGCUCAGUAUGGAGACUGAGAGUGUGGGUGGAUGGACUGGGGUUUGUUAUCUCACAUAGCCACUGCGAGGCCAUGUGCAUAGCAAGGCAUUUAUUACACAUAAGCAUGCCAUGCACACAGACAACCACCUCUGCUUUUGGUAGUGCCACUGGAUGAGGGGGUGUAGGUGUGGUAGAAGUGUUAUGCUCUGUACUUUAUGGCCACACACACACACACACACACACACACACACACACACACACACACACACACACACACACACACUUCCAGCUAUGUGAUGCUGCUUGGGCGGCUGAGGCGUAGUUAAGUGCACAGUCACUGCUGUUCAGGGGUGCAUUUCUCGAAAGCGUAGUUGUUAGCCUGUUAGCAACUUGGGUAGUUACCAAUGGGAAGUUACAUUGCAAACGACAAAGUAGCUAACGUAGUUAGCAACUACGCUUUCAAGAAAUGCACCCCAGCUUUGUACAGUGCUGCCUCUUGGAAGGCCAUUGCAAAAUACCAAAUACCAAAUACCAAAAUACCAAAAUACACCAGCUUGCCCUGGGGUCCGUUUCUCGAUUCUUGUCGUUGCUAACCGUCUUAAGACCGUCUUAAGACCGUCUUACCAUUCCCUUGGAUUUA
This is a messenger RNA of Engraulis encrasicolus (European anchovy), 2259 nucleotides long. Its product is annotated as mediator of RNA polymerase II transcription subunit 15-like. The record is from RefSeq and is a predicted model, not a curated record. NCBI's taxonomy places the organism in Eukaryota, Metazoa, Chordata, Actinopteri, Clupeiformes, Engraulidae. Bases 555 to 881 code for a protein of 108 amino acids. The transcript is spliced from 2 exons.